Messenger RNA from Leptonychotes weddellii (Weddell seal), 5919 nucleotides. The record is from RefSeq and is a predicted model, not a curated record. NCBI's taxonomy places the organism in Eukaryota, Metazoa, Chordata, Mammalia, Carnivora, Phocidae.
UUUCCAUAGUGGCUGCACCAUUUCCCAUUUCCGCCAGCAAUGCACACCGUUCCAAUUUCUCUAUAUCCUCGCCAACACCCGUUAUUUCUGUUUUGAAUCAUAGCCACCCUUGCAGGUGUGACGUGACAUCUCUGCGUGAUUCUGAUUUGCCUUUCCCUGAUCACCCUCAUUUCAAAGUUGAGAAAACCGAGGCUUAGGAAGAGUAACAAGACCAUGCAAUUUCUAGCAGGCCUUACACCCUGAAUCUGGAUCUUGUGGCUCCUAGUCGAGGGCUCUCUGAAAUUUCCCAAAGCAGUGCUUUUCCGUGUGUGAUGUCUUAGGGUGCAGAAAACCUGAAAGCUGUCGACAGUGACUUGUGGUUGUCAUUGGGCUAGGAGCCUCUGGGGAAGCAGACCAUCAGCGAUGGGCGUGUCCCUGCCACCUGGGGGCCUGCCGGUGCCCCGCCCCACCCAGAUGCUGGCCGCGGCACCGAGAACCUGCUCGAAGCUGCACCAGAGCAGGGGCAACAACCCGGGACAGGACUGGAUGGCCCCCCAGACCUCAUCCCUACUCCUGGGCAGAAGGGGGCAGCUCACCCUGACCCCAGCGAGACAUCAGUGGACACACAGCAAGCCAGGCGGCCUGAGGACCCCGGAGAGCCAGUGUCACCCAGGGUUCCGGAGUCUGAGGACAGAUGUCAAGUCAGACUCGCCCCAGAGCACAGCUCACCCCCCGGGAAGAUGACAGCGGCUCAGCAUGACUUCGGCAACACUCCAGCAGCCCCAGAAGCCAACUCGCCCAGGAAGGCAGCUCCCCACAGGGGAGGACCCGAGGCAGACGGAGCGUCUCCAGCUAGUACCGUCCUGUCCCGAGACCUCACGUCCCAGGAGGAGAGACAGAGAGUUCCCGGUAACCACAGCAAGACUCUGCAAACAGGAGUCCUCGUUCCUGAAAACUCCCAGGGCUCUGCUCUGCUCAAGGCAACAGACUCUGGGUCUGAGAGGGCCCCGCAGGCCAGCCCUACCCUGCCGUCCCCUGCUGACAAGGCUGACGGGGUGUGUGGCAGUGUCUUGGGCCACUGCUGCCCCAGAGAAAGUGGGGGCAGCCCCGUGACUGACAUCGACAGACUCAUCAAGGAGCUGGAUGCUUCAGAACCAGGACUUCAGUCUCCUCAGAAAGGGGACCGGCUGAGUCAAGAGGGACAUUCUCAGGGCCAGCCUCCAGCAGGAACUGGAAGCGGAAGUUCCCACGCUGCUGAGCCAGUCAUGGGGAACCAGACCCCCACCCCGAGGAGGGCCUGGGCAGCUGCUGGCCAGCCCCCUCACCCACAGUGGGCCUCCCAGCCUUCGGUUUUGGAUUCCAUUAAUCCUGACAAACAUUUUACUGUGAACAAAAACUUUUUGAGCAACUACUCUAGAAAUUUCAGCAAUUUUCACGAAGACAGCAUGUCCCUGUCGGGCCUAGGUGACAGCACAGAGCCAUCUCUCUCAUCCAUGUAUGGUGAUGCGGAGGACUCGUCUUCUGACCCUGAAUCACUCACCGAAGCCCCACGAGCUUCCACUGGGGACAACUGGUCACCUCCUUGUUCUCAGGGGUCUUCUCACAAGGAAGACACUACGGAGUCUGAGGAGGAGCAAAUCGAGAUUUGUUCUAAAGAUGGCUCCCCCAAUCCCCCCUCAACCACUGCUCAGGCACCUGUCCAGGCUGCAACCUGCCCUGUGUUGGCCAAAGUUCUGCCAUUAAAGCACAGUGCUCUGAGUCAAGUGGGAAAUCCAUGUGAGAGAGCGUCCUUUGUGCCAAGCACCUCAUGCCCUUCAAUUCCAAACUCUUCCCAGCCAUUUUCUCUCCCGGAUAUAAGCUCUCGGGAGCAUGAACUUCAUGCAGACAGAAGGAUAUUACAGAACCCCAGGCCCCCCUGUGAAGAAGAAACCAUGGAAGCCGCCAGCACCAGCUCAGCCGUGGAGAACGGUCAGCCUCCUAAAGGCGCCAGGCAUUUUCACAACCUCCCGGUCACUCUCAGCAAUCUGAACAUGGUAAAUGGUUUAGAACAUGACCUGCUGGGUGACAAAACCCCAAAUAAAAAACAAGAGACAAAUGUCAAUGAAGCUGAAAAUCGGUCUGCCUUCAGUGUGAAUGUCCCUAAGAAUGGAGAAUCCGUUUUGACGAAUCUGCACAUCUCCAAAAGUCAAGACAUGGAUGACGUGCUCCAGAAACCAAAAAUGAUCUCCAGGAGGCCCAUCAUGGCCUGGUUUAAAGAAAUAAAUAAAAAUAACCAUGGUAUGCAUGCACAGGGCAAAACUGAAAGGGAGCAGCCCGUGGUGCCCGCCAGAAGCUCUGACUCCAAAAGUCAGGGGUCAAGUUCCAGCCACAAAAAGGGGGUUGCUGGGCUUCAGAGCCCCCCUCAGCCAAAAGUGAGUCUGGAAAAUAAAGACCCACCUAAAAAAGGUUCAGUGGAAACACUUUUAAAUAACUGUCAGAAACCCAAAUCCGGUCCUAAGCUGAAGAGACUGAGCAUCAAAAGCAAAAGCAAAGUCACUUCGGAGGCCCCUGCUGCUCCUAUGGCCAAGGCUGGUGGGAUGGACCCCAGGAAACCCCUCAUUUCACCCCAGACCUCCCACAGAAUGCUCCCUAAGGGCGCGGCCCCCCGGUUCCACACAGCUGAGCACGAGGAGCCGGACAAGAAGGCCCCAGGCCCCCCCAUGCCCUCCCAGUGCGUGCUGGAGAGCUGGCCGCCAAAGCCCCCCACGUCCGAGGCGAGCAUCACAGCCUUCGUUUCACCCCACGCCUCCCCCAAGACUCUUCCGGAGCAAGGUGCGGGCCAUCGAUCCCAGGCGGCUUUCCACGCAGAGCCCGACAGAGCCCAGGCAGCCGCCGCCGCCUCUCCCCGCGGUGGACCAGAGAGCAGGGCGCCCCCUGCGGCCUCAGGGGGCAGCGCGUCCAGGGCCACAAACGGGCAGGAGGUGCCCCCUCCCGGGUCCAGCCAGCCGGAUCCAGCGCCAGAGGCCGCCCAACCAGGGGUGACUGGUGACAAAGGAAGCGAAGUAAUUGCUGGCGAUCCCCUAGAAAGAACCAACCAGCUGAAAAUAAUUGAAAUUUCUCGUGAAAGAAUGCCAAAGGAUGCCUGCGGUGACAAGCCGGCCGAGAGUGGCAGACUAGGAGGGUUCUGGGCCCAGAGCAACUGUCAGGAGAAGACUGAAAUCAGACCCUGUCACCCGUCACUGGAGCCGUCCCCAAAUCCUCCGUCGUCGCUCCCAUCUCGUGCCUCCCAGGUGGGGCAGGAAACCCAGCGAUCUUCCAGGAUGGCAAAACUGGCCUCUUCCUCCUCCUCCCCACAACUGCCUGCUAAAAAGGCAGAUUCCUCCCAGGGGAAGGCGAGCCAGGCGUCAGGCUCCCUAGGGAUGCCCAGGAAUGGCACAGCAGGGGGCCCAGCGCUAGAUGACCAUCCGUACUUCACGCCAAGACCAGCCACCAGGACCUACUCCAUGCCCGCCCAGUUUUCAAGCCACUUUGGCCGGGAGGGCCAUGCCCUGCACAGCCCAGGUCGCUCUCAUCGGGACAGCCAGAUCCCUGCAACGAGUGGGGGCCUCCUUGAGGCCAAGGCCUCCAGAGGCAGUGUCCUUGGCCUGGCUAACGGACAGGGUGUGUAUAGCGUAAAGCCCCUUCUGGAGACAUCGAGGAACCUUCCGACCACAGACGAAGGGGAUGUCCUUUUGGUGCAAGAAAGGAGCUGCCUAGUCACAGACAAAAUCAAAGUCAGCAGAAGACAUUACUACCCUGAGCAGAACUAUGAAUCUACCUCAUUUUUCUCUGUGAAGCAGAGGAUCAAGUCUUUCGAGAACCUGGCCAAUUCUGACCGGCUGGUGGCCAAGUCUGGGGCGUCCCCCUUUUUGUCAGUAAGCUCCAAGCCUCCCAUUGGGAGACGGUCGUCUGGCAGCAUUGUCUCCGGGAGCCUCAGCCACCCUGCUGACCCCACAGCGAGGUCACUGAGACGCAGCCUGAGCUCCUGCAGCGAAAGCCAAAGUGAAGCCAGCACGCUCCCCCCGCAAAUGACCAAGUCCCCGUCCAGCACGACGCUGACGGUCUCCCGGCAGAACCCGGCGGGAGCCGGUAGCAAGGGCCCUGACUCGGCCCCAAAGAAACCACUUGGUCCUUCUGGAAGUCCCACCCCAGCUGCGGCUCCAACCUCUCCCAGCAAGAGGAACAAGUCCUCGGUGCGCCACAGCCAGCCCUCGCCCUUACCCCGCUCCAAGCUCCAGGAGCUGCGAGCCUUGAGCAUGCCCGACCUUGACAAGCUCUGCAGUGAGGAUUUCGCAGCAGGGCCCGCCGCCGUGCUCUUCAAAACGGAGCUGGAAAUCGUCCCCAGGAGGUCGCUUGGCUCUCCCGCUGCAGGCCUCAGUGGGUCCACUGCCCUUUCAUGCCCCAUGAAGCGGGGGGACUGGGCCUGUCCAGGAGGAAGCAGCCCUAAAGCCAGUGAGCCUGGGGCACCCAGUUCAGCCCAUGAUGUGGGUGAAACCCCCCAGGAUCUGCCUUCUGGAAAAGGCUGGUCGGUUAACUUGGAUCAGCUUCUCAUCUCAGCAGGGGACCAGCGAAGACUGCAGUCUGUUUUAUCAUCAGUGGGGUCCAAAUCGACCGUCCUAACUCUCAUUCAGGAAGCGAAAGCACAAUCAGAGAAUAAAGAAGAUGUUUGCUUCAUCGUCUUGAAUAAAAAAGAAGGCUCAGGUCUGGGAUUCACUGUGGCAGGAGGGACAGAUGUGGAGCCGAAACCAGUUGUGGUGCACAGGGUGUGUUCUCAGGGGGCUGCUUCUCAGGAAGGGACUGUGAACCGAGGGGAUGUCCUUCUGUCCGUCAAUGGCGCCUCGCUGGCUGGCUUAGUCCAUGGGGAUGUCCUCAAGAUUCUGCACCAGGCACAGCUGCACAGAGAUGUGCUCGUGGUCAUCAGGAAAGGGAACGAUCGGCCCAGAGCCUCCAGUGGGCAGGAAGCCAGUGGGAAGGGCGCGCUCUCCAGGAAGGCCAGCCCGCUGGAGCCAGGUGUAGGGAGAAGCGUACCUUCACAUGAUGCGCUGUGUGUCGAAGUGCUGAAGACCUCUGCUGGGCUGGGCUUGAGUCUGGAUGGAGGAAAAUCCUCUAUGGCUGGAGAUGGGCCCCUGUUCGUUAAAAGAGUAUACAAAGGUAACGCCCUAGAAAAGCCAGUCGGCUGUUUUCUGUGUAUGACUGUGCCUUCCCUUUGGAAAAUGUUUUCAUUCUCUCUCACAUACAGGGUGUACUAUGUGUCAGCCCUGUUGUGUUUUACAUGUAUGAACUCAUGUUGCUCCCCCCCCGCCGACAAUCCUAUUAUCCCUGUUUCACAAAGGAGAGAGUGUGCCACAGGGGAAUUACACAAGCACCUAAGGUCACACACACAAGUGACAGAACAAGGCUUGAACCCAGGCAGUCCGGCUCCAGGGUCUGUGUCCCUAACCUCCAUACUAGAUCCCUAACUCCGUGUUCGUAACUAGUAUUAGCUGUAACUCAUGUAAACAUACCAAGUUAAUGCCAUCAAGAAUUGCCAGCCAGGGGUAAUUAACAUUGACCAAGAUUGUAUUUAUUUCAAAUUGCAAAUACUAGACUUCAGGAAGGUAAGAUGAGAGCAGUAAAGAUCGUUGAAGUAUGUGGUAGAUACAAGGUCUCUUUAUGAACUUGAAUAAUUAUUUUAUGAUCUUGGACAGUUCUCAAAAAUCUCUUCAAGUUCCUGAGCUACACAAUUAUAUUCAAAAAGUAUAAUUAUACUGGGGCACCUGGGUGGCUCAGUUCCUAAUCUCAGGGUCGUGAGAGUGAGCCCCCUGUGGGGCUCCAUGCUCAGCGGGGAGUCUGUGAUUCUCUCUCCCCCUCUGCCGCUCGCCCCCAGCUCUCAACGCGCGCUCAUUCUAACUUAUCUUUUAAAAAGUAUAAUUAUACUAAUAA